Molecule: messenger RNA, 825 nt
Organism: Paramecium tetraurelia
Lineage: Eukaryota; Ciliophora; Oligohymenophorea; Peniculida; Parameciidae
Exons: 4
Biological process (GO): long-chain fatty-acyl-CoA metabolic process
Cellular component (GO): intracellular membrane-bounded organelle
Molecular function (GO): alcohol-forming very long-chain fatty acyl-CoA reductase (NADP+) activity
Source: RefSeq, a predicted model, not a curated record
AUGUUACAAGAAUAUUAUAAUAGAAAGGUCCUUUUUAUAACUGGGUGUACUGGAUUUGUGGGCAAAGUAUUAUUAGAAAAGACUUUGCGUUGUUUACCAAAUGUUAGAUGUAUUUAUGUUCUGAUCAGAUAAAAGAAAGGUAGCAGUUUAAUGGAAAGGUUUAAACGAGAAAUUUUGGAUUCAUAAUGUUUUGAUCGUUUGAGAUAGAUUUAUGGUGGAGGUUUUGAAAAAUUCAUAAAUGAGAAAAUUAUUCCCAUUGAAGGAGAUAUGCUAAAGGAAGGCUUAGGAAUGGCUGAAAAUGAUAAAAGAAUAAUAAUAGACAAUGUCAAUAUAAUCAUAAACUGUGCUGCAAGUGUGGAUUUCAAUGCAAGAUUAGAUGAUGCCAUAUAAAUUAAUGUAAGGGGACCUCAAAGAUUUAUAGCAUUAGCAUAACAAAUUAAAAAUUUAGAAAACUUCAUUCAUAUCUCAACAGCAUAUGUCAAUUCAGAUAAGGGUGGUUAUAUAGAAGAGAAAAUAUAUGAUCCUAACUAAGAGAAUUUGGAACAAUUAGUGUCUCAAUUGUUGAAGACUCCUGUCAGUAUUUUAGAGAAAAACGUGAAAGAUAUUAUUGGAGAUUUCCCUAAUACAUAUACAUUUACAAAGUGUAUAGCUGAAAAACUGUUAGUUUAGAACAGAGCUCCUAAUUUUCCACUUACUUUUGUUCGACCAUCAAUUGUAGGAGCUUCGUGGAAAGACCCAACACCUGGUUGGAUUGAUAGUUUAGUGGCAAGCAGUGCCAUUUUUUUCUUUGAUCGGUUUAGGAUUAAUAAAAACUUUAAAUGGUGA